Molecule: messenger RNA, 1199 nt
Organism: Xylaria bambusicola
Lineage: Eukaryota; Fungi; Ascomycota; Sordariomycetes; Xylariales; Xylariaceae
Exons: 2
Coding region: 501-1199 (232 amino acids)
Source: RefSeq, a predicted model, not a curated record
ACGGCUGCAAGGCUCCCUGGUAUCUAGUUAGGUACCAAGUUGUUGGUUCAGCCUUGCUCACGUUGGCAGUCACAAUAAGUAUCGCAUGAAUAGGCAGGCAACAAGUUUUUCGGGGGCGGUGCUUCUAUUGUUAUCAUCAGCGUGCUAGCAAUGAACUCAUCGUUCAGAUUUUUACAGAUCCGCAUUGCAUUGAUCAAUCCUACCCAGCAACUAGAGCGCCAUAUGACAUCCGGGAGACAUCAUGGAUAUGGUGACUAAAACUGAGAAGAAUGACGUUGUGAUUACCGUUCUCCUUGCCUGACACAUCAUGUUACUCACCACCAUAGAGGUUUCUUCAUAGAAAAUCUAGUCUUGAAUGAAAAAUAUAAAUCUCAGACUCCUCGCCCAUUCAGCUCAACUUCAUUUUGGCAUCACAGCAUUCAAAACACUGUAAACAUCUCCAUCUCAAGUUUAUCACACAUUCUACUCCUACCCCGGCUUCAACCACAACAACAGCUAAAAUGUACUUCACCAGAAGCCUCUCUAGCAUUGCCGUGAGCUCAUUGCUCGCCACGACUGCCCUUGGUAGCACCAUUCAACUUCCGCGCCAAGCUGCUGCAAACGUUGUCGCUCGCGAAGAAGCCAAUGUUCGCAGAGAGGCCAUGCCAGAGGGAAUCCGAAGGCGAGCAAGCCAGUGCUUGAGCGACAUGAAGAAAAAGCGAGAACUCGUCGCCCGCACAGCUUACAAUAUCGGGAUCGGCGAGGCCGCUUUCGGGAAGAACGAUGACACGAUCGAUACCGCGGGUCUGGCUUCUUGCUUCGGUGUUGCCGUCGUCGGCACCUGGAUGGCGGGCACCGACGGGGACUUCGACCGAGCGAUGUCCCACACCUACGCCGAUUCUGCUGAAGACGAGACAGUCCUCGAGGCCUUCGCAACACUAGUCGGAAAUGUGCACACGGCUAUCCAGGGGGGGUUAUCGAUCGACCGGACAGUCAUGGUAGCUACUGACCCCGCUGCCUACAAACUUGAGGAUGGCUGGACCCAGGCAGAAAUCGACAUGUACAACAAGGAAUAUGCGGAUUACGUCGGAACCCUCACUCAGCUCACUGGUCGUGCUCCAGAAGAAAAGAAGCAUCAUUAUGAUGAAGCCUGGAGACUGAGCAUCAAGUCCGACAAGGCUAUUGAAUGUGGCCCUGAGGGUGGUUCCAAUCAGUGCUAG